Messenger RNA from Engraulis encrasicolus (European anchovy), 1380 nucleotides. RefSeq lists its product as uncharacterized. The record is from RefSeq and is a predicted model, not a curated record. NCBI's taxonomy places the organism in Eukaryota, Metazoa, Chordata, Actinopteri, Clupeiformes, Engraulidae. Bases 1 to 1380 code for a protein of 459 amino acids. The transcript has 3 exons.
AUGGCCGAACUACGCAGAUUAUCGGAGCACUGCGAGUUCAAAGAGGGCUUGUCAGACGCGCUGCGUGAUCGUCUCGUGUGUGGACUCGUGCACGAAGGCACACAGAAGAGGCUCCUGGCCGAGAAAGAUCUCACACUCGCGCGCGCUCUGGAGAUUGCCGUCUCAGUGGAGACCGCUGCAAAGGAUGCAGUUGAAUUGCAAAAGAAGGGGUCGUCUAGUGAAUGCACAAAACUAAAAAUGGAGCUAGACACUGGGUCAGCCUUGUCCAUCAUAUCCUACAAAGAUUACAAGAACAAAUUUGCCAAAAUGAAACUGAAACAUACCCCAGUCACACUGAAGACUUAUACAGGAGAAAAAGUCUCCCCAUUGGGAAAAUUAAAGGUGAAAGUCAAAUAUGAGAAAACAAAGAGAGUACUGGAUCUCUAUGUGGUGCAAAAUGACAAUGUGCCAUUAUUUGGACGAGAGUGGCUGCGUAGCAUCCAGCUUAACUGGAAAUCAAUCAAAGUGAUGGAGAUGUCCAGCGAAAGCACUGAGCCUACCCCAGGACGACUGAGGAACCUACUGGAUCGCUACUCACCAGUUUUUCAAGAUGGAAUUGGAACCCUGGCACAGAUCAAAGCCAAAGUAGCUUUAACUGAAAAUGCGCAACCAAAAUUCCACAAAGCCCGCAACCUGCCUUAUGCAUUGCGCCCAAAGGUGGAAGCAGAGCUCAAGCGCCUUGAGGACCAGGGUAUCUUGUCAAAGGUGGAGUGGUCAGAGUGGGCCACUCCCAUCGUGCCAGUCGUAAAGAAGAGUGGUGCGCUACGCAUCUGUGGCGACUUCAAAGUCAGCAUAAAUCCAGUGCUCCAGGCGGACCAAUAUCCGCUACCCCGGAUAGAGGAUAUCUUUGCCUCAUUGGCUGGAGGCCAGCAUUUCUCUAAGAUCGACCUAGCGCAGGCCUACCUCCAAAUGGAAUUGGAAGAAUCCUCAAAGAAAUACCUAACCAUUAACACCCACAAGGGGCUGUUCCAAUAUAACCGGCUGGUCUUUGGAAUAGCGUCGGCCCCUGCUGUAUGGCAAAGAGCCAUAGAUCAAGUUCUUCAAGACAUCCCUGGCACUCAGUGCUAUUUAGACGACAUCCUUGUUACAGGAAGUGACGAAAACACACAUCUGACCAACCUUGAGACAGUCUUAAAGAGGCUCUCAGACUUUGGACUCAGAGUGAACAAAGAAAAGUGUGAGUUUUUCAAGGACUCAAUUGAGUACUGCGGUCACAAGAUCGACAAGGAUGGUCUUCACAAGGCACAAGAUAAGAUCGAUGCAGUCUUGAAGGCACCCAGGCCCGAGAAUCCUGUGACGCAUCACCAUAUGGGAUUGGCGCUGUACUUUCCCACAAGAUGA